CACACUACAGCCUAUGCUUGCUUCAAGCACUCAAUCCUCCGAGAUUUCACCCACAAACUGGUUUGUCAGAAAAAUCGAGCCCUCCAACAUGGAAAUGGAAGAGAAGAACGAGAAGAACGGCGAUGCCAAAUACGGAGAUCCACGGAAAUUCGACCCUACGUUUAAAGGUCCAAUCCAUAACAGGGGCUGCACAGAUGUCUUAUGCUGUAUCCUCUUCAUCCUGGCCAUUUUGGGCUACUUUGCUGUGGGUAUUUUGGCCUGGUCCAGAGGUGACCCUCGUAAGGUCAUUUACCCCACCGACAGCCGAGGGCAGUUCUGUGGACAAGCAGGCACUGGGUUGGAGAAGAAGCCUCUUCUGUUCUACUUCAACAUCCUGAAGUGUGCCAGCCCCCUCACCCUGCUGGAGUUCCAGUGCCCCACCACACAGAUUUGUGUGGACUCGUGUCCGGACAAGUUCCUUACGCUGGCGAAGGCUCGCGCACCUCUUGCAAAAACUGGAGAAGAUAUGGAGUACUACAGGAAGUUCUGUAAAAUCCCAGAGGGUGUGGACAUCGACAAGAUGUCUGUGGUGGAAAUCCUGAGGGACCGUCUGUGCCCUGGAAUGCUUUUCCCAAGCAAGAACUUUUCCCGCCGAUGCUUGCCUGACCUGGGCACCAAGAAGGGAGGGGUCAUUGUGGUGGGGGAGAACACGACGAGCUACAUGGACGAGAACAACGAGCCCCGCAACGCCAGUGACCUCCUGGAAGCCGCCAAGAAGUCUAACUUUGCUAUGGAGGCCCGGCAGGUCUUCAUGAGGGUCUUUGAAGACUACACACAGUCCUGGCAUUUCAUCCUCAUAGGUCUGGUUAUCGCGAUGGUGGUCAGUCUGAUCUUCAUCGUGCUGCUGCGCUUCUUGGCUGGCAUUAUGGUCUGGGUCAUGAUGUUCAUGGUCAUCCUCGUCAUUUUGUACGGGAUCGUCCACUGCUACCUGGAGUUUGCCGCUCUGAAAGGAGUCCAGGGUUCUGACGUCACCAUCCGUGACCUGGGGCUCCAGACGGACUUCUCUGUAUAUCUGCAGAUUCGCCAGACCUGGCUGGCCUUCAUGAUCAUUUUGGCCAUCGUGGAGCUGGUCAUCAUCAUUCUCCUCAUCUUCCUCAGGAAGAGGAUUCUCAUCGCCAUCGCUCUCAUCAAGGAAGCCAGCAAGGCCAUUGGUCACGUAUGUUCCUCGCUGUUCUACCCCCUGCUGACCUUCUUCCUCCUGGCUCUGGUCAUCGCCUAUUGGGCCGUCACCGCUGUCUUCUUGUCCACGUCCAACGAGGCCAUCUACAAAGUGUUCAACACCAGCGAGUGCUCGCGCUCAUUGGAAGUCUGUGACCCAAAGACCUUCAACUCCUCCAACAUCACAGAGGAGUGCCCGGACGCCGAGUGCCAGUUUGCCUUCUACGGCGGGGAGACGCUCUACCACAAGUACCUCAUCGUCUUCCAGUUCUACAACCUCUUCCUCUUCUUCUGGUGUGCCAACUUCGUGACGGCGCUGGGCCAGGUGACGCUGGCGGGGGCUUUUGCUUCCUACUACUGGGCCUUCAAGAAGCCUGACGACAUGCCCGCCUACCCCAUCUGCGCAUCGCUGGGCAGGGCCCUCAGGUACCACACGGGCUCCCUGGCGUUCGGCUCCCUCAUCCUCUCCAUCGUGCAGGUCAUCAGGGUCAUCCUGGAGUACCUGGACCAGAAACUCAAAGGUGCCCAGAACAAGUUUGCCAAGUUCCUGCUGAGCUGCCUGAAGUGCUGCUUCUGGUGUCUGGAGAAGUGCAUCAAGUUCCUCAACAGGAAUGCAUACAUCAUGGUGGCGAUAUAUGGCAAAAAUUUCUGCACAGCUGCAAAGGAUGCUUUCUUUUUGUUAAUGAGGAACAUUCUGAGGGUCGCUGUGCUUGACAAAGUUACAGAUUUCCUCCUGUUUUUGGGAAAGUUGCUUAUUGUUGGAAUUGUAGGUAUCUGUUCCUUCUUCUUCUUCUCUGGGAGGAUCAAGCCCAUCCAAGACGCAGCCCCCAUUCUUAACUACUACUGGGUACCCAUUAUGACCAUAGUGUUCGGAUCCUAUCUCAUCGCCCACGGCUUCUUCAGUGUGUACGCCAUGUGUGUGGACACGCUCUUCCUUUGCUUCUUGGAGGACCUGGAACGCAACGAUGGCACUGCGGAGAGGCCUUACUUCAUGUCCGAGAGACUGCUCCAGACCUUAUCGAAGAAGAACGAGGAUGCCAAAUAGGACAACUGGAAGGAUCAGCCUACAUUAUACUUUGUAUUUGUAAACACCCCUGUACACAAGGGUGUAUUUGAUAAUGGAAAGAGUAAAAGUCCACACUGUAGGUCCGCUUUGAAGGUUUUACUCAGAUUCACCUGAAUAAAACCUUCAAAUCAGAGUUACAGUGUUCAAACUUCUACUCUUUCCUUUUGUAGGCCACACAUAAGCGGAGCUUCCUAAAACUGAUAUUUUGAAAACUGGAAUUUUGUAAAGCGCACCUGUAAAAAAUGUAAACUUUAAAUAAAAAACAUACACAUACACAUUCUGUGUAAAUGGGAUCAAAAUAUGUGAAUGGACGAAACAAGAUCCGUUUGUAAAAACAUCCCAAUACAUGUUACCAAGUUCACAGACAGACAAACGCAAUUUCCUCAGGGAAGGAUCCGUUACAGCAGUUCAGAUUCCAUUCUUGCACUGAUAACAGUCUCGGCAAAUAGUAUUUUUUUUCUUGAAUACAAGAAUAAGACUUGAUUAUGUUUUAUAAUGAGCGAUUCUGAGCACAGUAUUGGAACUUUCUAAAUGUGUCAGCCUGGCAUUCUGUAUAGUCUUGCGGUUGAAUACAGUAGGUACUAGCCCAGGCUCAACUUGUGUCAUAAGCAUUUCUAUUCUCAGUUAACAAGAGUGAUAACUAGACAUUUCUGUUGCCUGGAAAAAAAAUCAAAUAUUUGUUAUUUGAUUGUUCUCUCAUCGCACUUUGUCAAUCCACACCUUGAUUUUUUUUUAUACACACAAAACAUUCCAUUUACCAAAUGCAGAGCAUAUACUGUUUGUUCUUCUAUGUAUAAAAUUGUACUGUAAAAAUGCAGUAGAAUAUGUUUUUAUUUGAUGGUUUUAGAUGAACAAUAUGCCAGUCCACACCAUAACAAUUUUGGAGGUAUGGUGUCUCAUCUGUUACUUAUAUUUUGUUUACAUCAUGAUUUUAUAAGAGCUUUGAGUUCAUUACUGCAGUAUUAUGCAUUGUCGGAACACAAUGUAGCCUGUUUUCUGUAAUGUACUGCUUUUAAGUUUCAGUUUCAAUCAUGGGCAAACUGGAUUCAUUUAUAAUCCAGUGCCACAUAUUCCAAAUGGUCUGGUUUUACCUAUCCAAUUUAACCAGGCAAUUACCUUCAAUCACCUCGAAUUUCACAGGUAAAACCAGGUCAUAUGUGGCACUGUAUUGUCAGUCACUAAUGAAUCGUUUGCCUAUCAGUUUUAAGUUUACCAAAGGCCAUAAGAGGUUGUGUUGAGCAUAUCAUAUUGUAAAUAGCUUAUGAUGUUCAUUGUGUGAGUGAAUUGUUUGUGAAAUAUUUUGUGUAAUGACCAGUGUUACGCUAACAUGAUGCAUGUUCGCUUGAAAUAAAAUGUUACUUUGUACUGUUGAUUUUAGAUUAAAUGUUGUGUGACUAUAAGCACUGCUCUCAAUUCCUAGGCCUAUCGGCCCUGCAUUUAAGCAGCAUGGUAGGCCUUUGGUUGAUGGUCAAGCUCCAAAGUUCCA
This is a messenger RNA of Engraulis encrasicolus (European anchovy), 3749 nucleotides long. RefSeq names its product solute carrier family 44 member 2 (CTL2 blood group) (gene slc44a2). The transcript is spliced from 22 exons. The coding region runs from base 14 to 2242 and encodes 742 amino acids. NCBI's taxonomy places the organism in Eukaryota, Metazoa, Chordata, Actinopteri, Clupeiformes, Engraulidae. Gene Ontology annotation, biological process: transmembrane transport. Gene Ontology annotation, molecular function: transmembrane transporter activity. The record is from RefSeq and is a predicted model, not a curated record.